UCGCAAGUCGUGGACGCGCCGCCGUGCCGGCAGGACAGAGCGACAGAGAGCGUCUCGCCCGUGCCGUGCGUGUGCACUCACAGUGUGCACUCCGAGUGCAGUGGAGGCACUGAGUGGCACUCCGUGUGCAGUGAGGUGCAGUGCGGUGCAGUGUACAGUGCAGUGUAACUUCCAGUGAAGGCAUGCGGCGCCGGUCGCAGCCCGCCGAGCCGCGAGUGACAUGAGGGUGCGGGUGCUGAGCCAAAGGCUUUGCCAAAGGCUUUGCCUGCUGCUGGCGCUGUGCGCUGCCCUGCCUUCGCCCCUUCCCCUCGCCGCGGCCUGUGGCCCCGGCCGGGGCGCCGGGCGACGCCGAGGCCCCCGCAAGCUGACGCCCCUCGUCUUCAAGCAGCACGUGCCCAACGUGUCGGAGAACACGCUCGCCGCCAGCGGGCUGACGGAGGGACGCGUCGCGCGGGACGACAAGCACUUCCAGGACCUGGUGCCCAACUACAACCCCGACAUCAUCUUCAAGGACGAGGAGGGCACCGGCGCGGACAGGCUCAUGACGCAGAGGUGCAAGGAGAAGCUCAACACGCUGGCCAUCUCCGUGAUGAACCAGUGGCCCGGCGUGCGGCUGCGCGUCACGGAGGGCUGGGACGAGGAGAACAUCCACGCCACCGACUCGCUGCACUACGAGGGCCGCGCCGUGGACGUGACCACGUCGGACCGCGACCGCUCCAAGUACGGCAUGCUGGCCAGGCUCGCCGUGGAGGCGGGCUUCGACUGGGUGUACUACGAGAGCCGCUCGCACAUCCACUGCUCCGUCAAGUCAGAAUCGUCCCAGGCGGCGCGGUCCGGCGGCUGCUUCCCCGGGCGCAGCGUGGUGCGGACGCCCGACGGCCCCCGGCCGCUGUCCGAGCUGCGCGUCGGCGACUCGGUGCUGGCCAGGGACGCGUCCACGGGCGGCCUCGUGUUCAGCGAGGUGCUCAUGUUCAUCGACCGGGACCCCGAGGAGCGGCGCCAGUUCCUGCGCGUGCGCACGGCCGGCAACCGCACGCUCACGCUCACGCCCACGCACCUGGUGCCCGUCGUGCGGCAGCGCCAGCGGCAGAGGCCGGAGGACACGAACCGCGUGGAGGACGCCGUCAAGGACGCCGCCACCAAGGACGACGUCGAGGUGGUGACGGAGUUCGCGGAGCGCGUGCGGCCGGGCGACCGCGUGCUCGUGCCGGGCGCCACGCGGCACGACCGGCUGGAGGGCGACGACCGCGACGACGCCGUGCUGGACGCGGUGGUGGACGUCCAGCUGGUGCUGGAGAGGGGCGUGUUCGCGCCGCUCACGCGCGCCGGCACGGUCGUGGUGGACGACGUGGUGGCCUCGUGCUACGCCGUGGUGGACUCGCAGCGGCUCGCACACUGGGCCUUCGGGCCGCUCCGGGUGUGGUUCAACCUCAAGGAGGCCGUGCAGAGGCUAGGCAGGGCGAUGGCCUUGUCCGGCAAGGCCGCCAAACCGCCGCCCCCGCAGCAGGGCAUCCACUGGUACGCCGACGCCCUGUACUCGUUGGCCAGGACCACGCUGCCCAGCAGUUGGCUGCACCAGUGACCGCGCACCGCGACGCCACGCCGCAACGCGCACCAGUGAUAUGCAAAGCUGUACAAUCUUUAAGUAGGUUUUUAUGUUGUUAAUUUGUGACGUCGAAGCGAGGGGGCUCGGGGCCUGGGCCCUGGGCCUGCCCGCGGCCAGGGCGUGCCGGGCGUGCCGACCACACUGCCAGUCCGGCGGUUAGCGUCCGCUAACGUGCUGGAUCUGCGUGACGUCGGCGCGGCGCGGCACGCACUGGUCGUGGCGGAGCAGCGGAGCAGGGCAGGCACCCGGAUGCCGACGACUGACCAAAAAACCACGCGCCUCUAGGGCGCACAACCACAGGUUACCAUGUCGACUAUAAGAUAGUUAAAUUAUGGUGUUUUACGUACCGGUACUCUUUUAAUUUAUAUUAGAUUUGUUUUGUUUUGUUUUCGAGUGAAAACAACUUUGUUCAUAUUGUGAAAAAGAUAACUUAUUUAUUUCUAUGUGAUUUCGAAAAAAAAAUGUUUGUAAUUAUUAUUUAUUGGAUUGGUUUUUGGCGACGAUGACGCCGAAGGCGGGGUGGGAGCCUUUGCGCGUGGUGUGGAAUUGAGGACAAGAAUUACUCAAGGGAAGCGCAGUACUGUAUAUGUUGGACACAGUGAGGCGUUUACCUGUUUAGGCUGAUUCUGUUUUUAGAAAUGUGUCCUUAAAAUAAGUGAGAUCUCCAAAGCUAUGUGUGCUGCCCAAAUGUUGUUUCCUAUGUUGUAAUGCUCAUUAGAAUUCUUCUUUUUAAGCAAUUGUUUAUAUUUUAAAAAGAGAUGAAUUCUAAUGCACUGUUUUUAUCUCACUUUUUGCGCAACUUGUAAUCGGCCUUUAAUUUACCACUAGGGGUCAAUCGAUGAGACAAGAUUACUAUUUUUAGCAAAGAUUUGUAGAGUGUUAAACAACUUUAGCAUCAUUGUUGAAGUUUAUUGAAUAAUAGUCAUUCUUUAGUCAUUUACAAAUAGAGCCAUUUUUGUAUUUAUGUAUUAUGUAUCAUUGUAAAAAAAUAUGUACAUUGUAAUUUAAUGAAAGAUGAUAUCUUACCCAGAAAGUGAUAGAGAAGACUUAAAAUGUACAUUUAAAAAGCAAAUUUUGUUAAAUUUGUAAGUAAAAUUUGUAUGUAAAAAUGAUUGGACUCAGCAGAAAGACCUAAAGUUAGUCCUGGCUGAAGAUUUGUUAAUGUUAUCCUUUUCAUCAAAGUCCUGUAUAUUUGGGUAUUUAAAGGUCUGAAGUGUAUUGUGCACAAAUGUGCCAUGUGGUAUACCUGCUUUGUAAAGUAACAAAUGUUAAAUGUAUUUUCCAUCUACAUAUAUAUCUAUUAUCUCCAUGAGAAUUGAAUCACCCCAAAUUAAUAAUAAAACAAAAUAAUUGCCAUAUUACA
This is a messenger RNA of Thrips palmi, 2969 nucleotides long. It is a transcript of the gene hh, whose product is annotated as desert hedgehog protein. The record is from RefSeq and is a predicted model, not a curated record. Bases 221 to 1582 code for a protein of 453 amino acids. The transcript is spliced from 3 exons. Gene Ontology annotation, biological process: regulation of gene expression; smoothened signaling pathway; multicellular organism development. Lineage: Eukaryota; Metazoa; Arthropoda; Insecta; Thysanoptera; Thripidae. Gene Ontology annotation, molecular function: patched binding; calcium ion binding.